AUGUCAAAAUGUCAAAUUCACGGAAACCUUAUCCAUGUACCUUCGACUCCUCUGCAUUCAAUAAGCAGUUCGUGGCCCUUUUACAGCUGGGGACUCGACAUCAUUGGAAAGAUCAACCCGCCGUCUUCAAAGCAUCACGAGUACAUAAUAACGGCAACUGAAUAUUCCACCAAAUGGGUUGAAGCCAUACCUUUACGAGGAACUACUGGAGCCACAAUCGCGGCAUUCAUUAAGGAGCACAUCAUCUGGCGAUUCGGCGUGCCUAAACAUAUCAUCACCGACAACGCACUUCUUUCGUCAACAAGCAAUCAGACAAUGCAUGAUAAUCCUCGGACAUGGCACGAACAAUUACCAAUGGCACUCUGGGCGUAUCAGACAUCACCAAGAAGCUCCACUGGCACCUCUCCCUACUCCCUUGUCUACGACGCCGAUGUCGUCCUCCCAGCAGAAGUUGAAAUCCCAUCAGCUAGGAUUGCCGAAGCAGGCGGAGUUCGAUGGAAUGAAGCCGAAGCAUUGAGCGCCAGGGUAACAGAAUUGGACACUAUGGAUUCCAGAAGAUCCAAGGAGGAAGAGAACGCACAAGCGUACAAAAUAGGGUUUCCAGAGCAUAUAAUAAAACUGUGA
This is a messenger RNA of Papaver somniferum (opium poppy), 624 nucleotides long. RefSeq lists its product as uncharacterized. Gene Ontology annotation, biological process: DNA integration. Gene Ontology annotation, molecular function: nucleic acid binding. Bases 1 to 624 code for a protein of 207 amino acids. Lineage: Eukaryota; Viridiplantae; Streptophyta; Magnoliopsida; Ranunculales; Papaveraceae. The transcript has 2 exons. The record is from RefSeq and is a predicted model, not a curated record.